UACUGAGUAAGCUGUGAUUGGUCACAGCUUGUCACAUGGUACAAGCCUGUUGUGAAUAGGCUUGUACCAUGUGACCUCUGUGAUCAUUCACAGAUUUCACACGUAGUAAGCAAGUGACAUCUUGCUUACUACUUUGCAUGUGAUCACUGAUUGGCCAAUCAGUGAUCACAUGACGGAUACAGCUGUCGAUCACUGGAUCCCGGCCAGAGAUUCCCCGCUGGCACCUGGCAAUCACCGAGUAUCACUGACAGGGGAGAGGUCUGUAUGUAAACAAUACAGAUCUCUCCCCUGUCAGCUCCAGCAUGCUGCAUAGCAA
Molecule: messenger RNA, 316 nt
Organism: Staurois parvus
Lineage: Eukaryota; Metazoa; Chordata; Amphibia; Anura; Ranidae
Source: the annotation of a GenBank genome assembly